Dalotia coriaria is the source of this 1651-nucleotide messenger RNA. RefSeq names its product histamine H2 receptor-like. Bases 330 to 1373 code for a protein of 347 amino acids. Gene Ontology annotation, molecular function: G protein-coupled serotonin receptor activity; neurotransmitter receptor activity. The transcript is spliced from 3 exons. NCBI's taxonomy places the organism in Eukaryota, Metazoa, Arthropoda, Insecta, Coleoptera, Staphylinidae. Gene Ontology annotation, biological process: chemical synaptic transmission; G protein-coupled receptor signaling pathway, coupled to cyclic nucleotide second messenger. The record is from RefSeq and is a predicted model, not a curated record. Gene Ontology annotation, cellular component: dendrite; plasma membrane.
AAAUAAUAACGCAUAAAUCUCAUGGCUGACCAGAGUAUACUUCAAAUUUUCAACAAAUAAUAAUCGUAGUAAAACAUUCAACGCACGUUUGCAACCAUGUAAACUUUGUAAGGUGACUUAUUAAAACUCAAGUUUAAGGCGAGUCGAUAGAAAAUAAAACCAAGUGUCGUUUUCCAGUGGCAGUCACAUUGCGUGUUCAAGUGCAGUUUUGAACGGCGGCCAAAAAAACGCUUUCAAUGAACUUCAAUCGAAACAAUCAUCAAAGUAGUCUAAAUUUAAAAAGAAUAUUUAAUCAAAAAAUGAAAAGUCUGUUAUAAAAGCAAGAAAUAAUGGCAGACCUCGAUAAAAACUACACUUUACAAUCAGUGAAUGGCACCAAUGGACCGGAAAUAGCUCCCGAGGUGAUUACGUGGAUCGUCAUCGACUCGAUCAUCAUAUGCCUAACGCUAGCCGGGAAUAUUCUGACAAUUUGCGCGAUCAAGUUGAGCAAAAAGAUUUCGGAACUGCUCUCGAACCGGUACAUCUUUAGUCUGGCGGUGAGCGAUCUGCUCGUGGGGCUGACACUGCCAUAUCAUCUGGCGUUCACCAUCGAUGAUUAUCUGGGAUCGCACGAGAGCACCUGCAUCCUGCGCUUCGUCCUUAUUAUAUUGGCAUGCAGCAGUUCUAUUUACAAUCUUCUUGCGAUUGCUGCUGAUCGAUAUAUUGCCAUUGUUUUGCCAUUUUUUUACAGCAGACAUAUGACAAGAAGAGUUGUCUGGUCAAUAGUUUUCUCUGGCUGGUGCUUGUCCAUCGGCAUCGCAUCAAUGCCAAUCUACUGGAACACAUACGAGCCGGGCAAGUGCACACAGGACCACGUCCUGCCCGCACAAUACGUCAACUUCAUCAUCACCCCCAUGUUCCUCUCCAUCUGGCUGGCGAUGUCCGUGCUAUACAUGCGAAUAUGGCGCGAGGCAGCCGAACAUGCAAAACGCCUCCGCACCGCAGCCAAUUUCCCCGGCGCCAGCGCCAAGCAACGCAAAUCUCUCAAAGAAAACAAAUCCGUACAGAUGGUUUUAUUGAUACUCGGCUGUUUUUCGCUCUGCUGGUUUCCCUACUUCUUUGUGUUAACUUAUAUGCGAUUAUACAACGGCAGAAGUCUACCAGAAGUCUACGAAGCCGUCUUUACACUAGCUGUGAGCAACUCCUGGAUGAAUCCACUCAUCUACGCGUGGAAGAGUAAAAACUAUCGGAAUGCAUUCUGGUGUCUGCUAAAGUGUAAAUCACCGCGAAAUCUCAACAAGGAGCCAAACUUCAUCACUGAUCACAUUCCGGGUGAUAAAAGUCGCAAAAUAAUAACCCUGCUGAGCGUUCAAGUGAUAACAAUCUCCGAAUAGAGAUACAAUUACAGGAAGAUUUUAAACAAGCGAAAAACGGUAAGAAUCUCGAUAAACAACAAGAAGAAAUGCAGCAUAGUGAUGGUACAGUUACAACAUGCAUCAACUAAACAAAAAACAACAUCCAAUAUGUACUUAAUCACUAACCUAACACAUUUUAUACACGCGAUGAUUUGCGAUGUGAAUUCAUGCAGCUGUGGAUGGUAUUCGGCCGUUUUUUUCAAACACGACCGAUAACCUCAUCGCGCACGAAAAUAGUAUUUCCAUACAGGAACGUA